Messenger RNA from Blumeria graminis f. sp. triticale, 1071 nucleotides. Lineage: Eukaryota; Fungi; Ascomycota; Leotiomycetes; Helotiales; Erysiphaceae. The record is from the annotation of a GenBank genome assembly.
AUGGCAGACAAUUCACUUAUUCAAAAGGUUCAGAAUCUCAGCGAUAUCGAACUCGCUGUACUCAUAUGUCUUGUGAACCAGGAGCAUUGCAUCAUCAAAACGGUACCUGUAUCUAUUGACGACUUAGUACGCGAAUUGCAACUGGUACUUACUAGAGAUUUUGGCCUCAAACAUGCCGUGCUUGAUUGCAACAGGCACACCACAUUGGACGUAUUUAAUAGUAUAAUACUGCCUUUGGAAAACUCGCGAUCUCGGUCAAAAUCUCCUGUCCAAACUCGCCAUGAUGUUUAUUUUUUGGGUACCCCUACUAGAACAACGGCAAUUAGAUCCCCGGAAGGAAAUGGAACGAUGGUAAAUGUGAUAAUUGCAAAAAAUCUCAACCAAGCGCCACGACAGAUUCAGAUGCAAGCCUUAGAGCUAAUGAAGACGAAGCGACUUUAUGUGCAGGCAGAGUUAUACACCGCUCCCAAAAGAUUCUUGGUAAUUGCCGCGCUGGCUGGUGUCGAAGAUUUAAGUUUGAUGAAGCACCUAAAUGAUUAUAUGUUUAUUUCACACUUUCACCACUUUAAAGAUGGAUUCCCAAACUUAGAAGAAAGCUAUGAUGACGACGGCUCAAACUCCUCAGUGAUAAUAAAAGGUCUUGAUCUUAAGGGGCACGAAGAUCCUGUAGAACCUGCUAUAUCAAGCCAGGAAAUUGAGCGAUUAACCAACCUCACCAACAUGACCACGUUUAGUAUGGAGGUCAAGCAAUAUCAAAUGAAUAUUAUUUCUUUUCUAAGACUUCAUCGAGCUGUAGGCGGUGGUAUCACAGCGACCGCCACCAAGUAUUUUGACAAGUUAAACAGAUGUUUGGCACCGCUUCAUAAUCUCACUUAUGUCACCCCUUCACUUGUCGCUCUGGCAGCCAAAAAAAUUUACACGCACCGAAUACAAAUUGUGAAACCUGAAAACGAGCGAAGCAUGCAGUGGGGAAGUGAACUUGAAGCUGUAUCUGAAUUACUCGAGGGUGUUGGUCCUGAGGAAGUCCUUGAUGACGUACUUGGAGAAUUAGGUGCGGAGGUGCCUAUCUGA